Molecule: messenger RNA, 3019 nt
Organism: Ruditapes philippinarum (Manila clam)
Lineage: Eukaryota; Metazoa; Mollusca; Bivalvia; Venerida; Veneridae
Exons: 9
Coding region: 63-1901 (612 amino acids)
Biological process (GO): proteasome-mediated ubiquitin-dependent protein catabolic process; protein polyubiquitination; positive regulation of protein catabolic process
Molecular function (GO): ubiquitin-protein transferase activity
Source: RefSeq, a predicted model, not a curated record
GGAGUGACAACAGUUCCAGAAAAACCAAAGACACCAGAAGAAUAAUAUUUGGCUGGAAACACAUGACAAAAUGUUCCUAUCAGAUGGUGACAGCAAAUAAAGGUGGUGGAAACUUUGCUUUAGACGUUCCAAAACAAUGUUUAACCUGUGAAUUAAAAGAAAAAGUUGUGGAACAUUACUUUCCUUUGGGGAGAAAUAAAAUACAAGGACUACAAAAAGAUGAUCUUCAAAUGUUUUUGGCUACUUUUACUGGUGACAGAAUUGAAGAGUGCCCUGUAGGAGAUGUCGUCAAGAAUUUGAAAACGUCACCAUUAAGACUGUAUCUUCACACUUGUAAAAAGGAGGAAAUUAAUGUCCUAGAAACUACAGAUUCUGAUGCAACAGAAACGACAGGUACUGGUGCUACAGAAACGACAGGUAUUGGUGCUACAGAAACGACAGGUAUUGGUGCUACAGAAACGACAGGUAUUGGUGCUACAGAAACGACAGGUAUUGGUGCUACAGAAAUGACAGGUACUGGUGCUACAGAAAAUACAGAUACCGUUACUAGUGAAACUGAGCAUGUCGACACAGAUGAUUCUUAUAUAGAUGGUGGUACUCCAACGAUUCUGUUAAGACGCAGGAACAGACUGUCACUGAGCCAGCGAGGAACUGACCAGCAAGAAUAUAGGUCACAGUUGAGUGAAAUCCAUCAAGUCAUUGAAAUUGAAGACAGUGAAGAUGAAGACCUUCAGGAAGCUCUCCUACAAAGCCUUACAGAGGAGCAUAAUUCUGGGACUGUACCUGUGUCCACAGACAUGCCUGAUAUAAAAGAAGUUUUGACCCAGUUCCAAAUUAAAGCAGUUGAUGAUGAUUGUUUGAAUAAACUAUUAGUGAUGAGAACUAAAAUACUUGACACAGCAUUGCGAGGUCUUGAUCGUAAAGCAGUAAAUCUCAAAGCAAGACUGUUUGUUAAAUUUACAGGUGAACCUGGGGAGGAUCAGGGCGGGCCACGCAGGGAGUUUUUUAGGCUGGUAAUGAGGGACUUGAGAGAAUCAAUGUUUUUUGAGGGACCCAUUGAAGAAAAAGUCUUCUCUCAUAAUCUAAUUUGCCUUGAGAAAGAUCAAUAUCGCCUGGUUGGACGAGUAGUCGGAUUGUCCUUGGCCCAGGAUGGUCCGGGUAUGCAUUUCCUGUCACCGAACUUGUUUGAUUUGAUGGUUGGGCACCAUACAGACCUAAAACAGGUGGAAAAUGUUCUGUCUGAGGAAAUAAAACAAAUGAUACAGGAAUUGAUAAAUGCUGACAACUGUCAGAAGACAGAUGUUUUUCUUUCAAAAUACUGUGACCAGCUGUUAGAUUUUGGAAUAUCAAAUGUGUAUAAAAUGGCAAAAGAUGACAAGGAGGGACUAAUACAAAUCAUUAAAAAACAUCAAAUAUUCUACAGGACAGCAGGUGAAAUCUCUCAAUUUAUCAAUGGGAUGAAUGAUGUCAGUAAAGCAUGGGAAAUGGUCAGCACUCAUGCUGCCAUUUUCAAGCCUAUUUUCUGUUUCCAAACAGAGGAAAUAACAGGGGAGGACUUUCUCAAACUCUUCAAAAUCAACUUUAGUGAGACUGGGUCCAAUCAAAGACAAUCUGAAGAAAUCACAGUUUAUGGCUGGGAAGCCUUUCUUCAGUCAGUUGAAGCUCUUGACAUUGCAGUUACGUAUCCUGAGAUUCUCUCUUUCGUGACUGGUGCUGACAGAAUCCCACCUUGUGGCUUCAGUAAAUUAAUAGAUAUAGACUUUUACUCUGAUGUUGGUCGUCUACCAUCAACUUCAACUUGUGCACUACAGCUUUGGUUACCAAGAGUGACAGACCCUGAUCAUAUUACAUCUGUGAUGGUCAAGGCUAUUAAAGAAUCCUAUGGAUUUUUGAAAGUUUAAACUAUCAGUGAAGCUAUGUUUAGCACAGUUUUAAUUCUUUAUAUUAGUGAUUAAGGUCUGCUUUGAAGACUAUUCAGAUAGGUAAAACUAAAAUACAUACUGAAACUUAGGGCUGUGGGUUCAAACCCCAGAAGGGUCAACUUUUUAUAAUUUAUAAAUAUAUAUAUAACUUAAGUUCCAUUUUGCCAACAAUAUUCAAACUUCAUGGGAUGAAUGUCUAUAUUAGGUAGAAGACCCAAAUUGAUUUUGUGGUCACAAGGUUAAGGUCAUUAUUACCUUAAAACUCAAAACAGUUUCUGGAGCAUGACUUAAGUUCCAUUUGGCCCACAAUAUUCAAACUUCAUAGGAUAAUUGUCCAUAACUCAAUAACUUAUGUAUUUAUCAAUCUACUGCUGUAAAAUUUUAUAGGAUGAACAGCCAAGUCCAAUACAUGACCCCUGUUGAAUUUAGGUUCAUAAGGUUAAUGGUCAGGGACACAAUGAUCUUUACACUGAAAAUAGUGGUUUCUGUAGCAUAACUUAAGUUCCAUUUGGCCCAAUAUGUUUAAACUUCAUAGGGUGAUUGUCAGUAUUGGGUAGAAGACCCCUAUUUAUUUUGGGGUCACAAGGUCAAAGGUCAAGGUUACUAUUACCUUAAAACUGAAAACAGUUUCCGCUCAAUAACUUAAGUAUAAAUAAACCUACAGCUGUAAAAUGUUUUAGGAUGAACAGCCAUGUCCGAUACAUUACCCCUAGUGAUUUUAGGGUCAUAAGGUCGAAGGUCAGCAUCACAAUGAUCUUUACACUGAAAACUGUGGUUUCUGGAACAAAACUAAAGAUCCAUUUGACCCACAGUGUUCAAACUUCAUAGGAUGAUUGUCAAUAUUUAGUAGAAGACCCUUUUAAUUUUUGGAUCACAAGGUCAAAGUCACUAUUACCUUUAAAACUGAAAACGUUUUUGGUCAAUAUCUUAAGUAAUUAUCAACAUACUGCUGUAAUUUUUUGAAAGAAAUGUGCACAAGUGACUUAAAAAUAACUUUAAUAUAAAAUGUCAAGCUCAAAAACAACAGCUUGCUGAAAAGUCAAGUUCAGCACUUGAAGUUUCAUGCAUAUUCCUUAUAACUGUGGAUAAACCAAAAU